UUCCUCCCCCGAGCGGGUCUCUUUGCUUCAGUCACUUCCUCCCCCCACCUCUUCCUCCCCGGGGCGUGGAAGGAGGGAACCGGGGCCCGCGGCGCGCGCUGCACCACUUUUCCGUCGCUGGAGACCAGGAGGCGGGGAGGAAGCCAUGAAUGUGGAUCACGAAGUUAACCUCUUAGUGGAGGAAAUUCAUCGUCUGGGUUCAAAAAAUGCUGAUGGGAAGUUAAGUGUGAAAUUUGGGGUUCUCUUCCGAGAUGACAAAUGUGCCAACCUCUUUGAAGCCCUCGUGGGAACUCUCAAAGCUGCAAAAAAAAGGAAGAUUGUGACCUACACAGGAGAACUGCUUUUACAAGGGGUUCAUGACGACGUUGAUAUUGUGUUGCUGCAAGAUUAAUGUGUUUUGCUUAUCUUUGCUUAGCUUUAAGUUUUGUUUUUGGCAAACUGGAUAUUUAAAUAGCCAGGGGCAGACUGAUGGGCAGACUUAUUGUAUUUUUACAGGACAUUGUUAAAAAUGGAGACUCAUGUUUUGGAAAUCUGUCCUUUUUUAUAUCUUCAAAAUGUAUGUGUGGCACUGUAAAAUAAGAUCUAUUAUUUUUCUCAGGAAUCUGGUUGGAAAACCGAGGCCACGGAUUAUUUUGGUGGGAUGGGGGAAUUGUGUGUUUCAAAAACCAUUCCUAGAUCAUUUCUACAGAUACUUGACAUUCUGUGAAAAUAAGCAAAACUGCAGACCAGCUACCCCUUCGGAAUAUUAAAAUGUUUAUGUAAUAAAACCUGUAGUGAUCCUAAAAUUGCUUCACUG
Messenger RNA from Sorex fumeus (smoky shrew), 796 nucleotides. It is a transcript of the gene ABRACL, whose product is annotated as ABRA C-terminal like. Gene Ontology annotation, biological process: regulation of actin filament-based process. The coding region runs from base 146 to 391 and encodes 81 amino acids. The transcript has 3 exons. The record is from RefSeq and is a predicted model, not a curated record. NCBI's taxonomy places the organism in Eukaryota, Metazoa, Chordata, Mammalia, Eulipotyphla, Soricidae.